UUUGUCUGGAGGUGGAUGGUGGCACUGUGUGUGUUCACUGAAAUCGUCGCCGCCCAACACAAUGUUGCCUCGGGAAACGAGAGGAACGUCGCUCGAGAAGCAGGGUGCACCUGCAGUAGCAGCCAUCCUCUGGAAGGCAGAACUUGCGACCUGGUUAAAAAUGGAGACAGAGACAGCAGUAAUUAUAAUGUCAAAAGAAACUGCUUCUCUAGUCUAGAAGGGGAAAGAGGUUCUUUGAGGUUUAUUCUGAAACACAAAUAUUUCAUUCACAGAUUGGUCUUCUACGCACGUGAGGAUAGGUUAGACAGAAUGGAUUGUUUACAAGUCUACUUCGAUGACAAAGUCAUCCAUACAUUCCCCAAGAACAAUAAGGAACGCAUCCUCUACCUGAAUAGAUCAGAAAGCGAGAGUCGAGAGGUAAAAAAUGCUAGCUUCUCGAGAACAUGCAAAACCGGCAUGGAUGUUGCGCCGGUGUUAAACUUCUGCGAGUUGGAGAUUUACACGUGCGCUCUAAGGAAGUGGGGUCGAAAAUGUGAUCAACCGUGUCAUCACAGGUGCUUAACGUGCAAAGGCGAUAGUAACACUUGCCUAGAUUGCUCAAAGGAUUAUUGGGGUCCGAACUGUAUGAUUCGGUGUAGUAAGACAUGUAAUAGAACAGAAGAGGAAGGCUACUGCAAUGAAUUCACUGGUAGAUGUGAGAAAGGUUGCCGUCGGGGGUACUGGGGACACAACUGCACUAACGCCUGUGGACAAGGAUGUGGAAACACGUGCAACCCCCGCGAUGGGAAGUGUGGUUGUCGUCACGGCUGGAAACCUCCAAUGUGUGAAGUGCCAUUAUGCACUUGUGGAGGAGCAGAAUGUGCCGCAGACAACAAAUACGUGUUCUCCGAGAUUCCCCGUAAAAUAAACGUCGCAGUUGGUAAAAACUCUACUGCAAGUACAACUCUAGAUGAUCCUAAACCUGUUUCUGGUCCGGCUUGUCUUGCUAAUAAUGGCAAGACACAGUCAACCAUGUUACCCAUAUCUGCAAGUGCUCCCGAAUGCAUGUCCACUGCUGAAGGUGAUCUUAAACCUUUCUGGGAAGUCGACCUGGGGGAGAAGUAUGUAGUUGCUGGAAUCCUAAUUGAUUGGGACAAUCAGAUGAAAGCUAGAUAUGGAAUCAAAGUGCUUCUGGAUGGUAGACAGAUUUACUAUUCCGACCAAACAAUGGAGGACCCAUUUGAUUUGGCUGCAAGUGAUCUCGGUCAAGUUGUGAGGCUGCAGCGAGAAACGUUUAGGGACAACAAACAGUGGGACGAUCCGCUAAUAAGGAUUUGCGAAGUUGAAGUUUACACCUGUCGGCCAGGAUAUUACGGCCCUGACUGUCUAGGAAUCUGCGACAGGCCAGUCUGUGAUAAUUUACAGAUUUGCAGUCGCAUUGACGGGUCAUGCCCAAAGGACCCCCCAGUUGAAGUUAAAGAACUGACUGUUCGAAACUGAUCAUUGUGGCGGGCUACUUUAUCCACGUUCUCGUCGUCGCACUCUUCAUCUUUGCUGCAAAGGUUCUUCCGAAAAAGAAGAGGUCUGGCACUAAACCAGACGAACCUAAAAGGGUUAAUGAAAGUAAAGAAGAUAAAGGUGAACUAAGUAAUAAAGAUGAUGAAGCGGAAACUGAGGAAGGAGAAUCUGUCGAAGAAGAUGAAUCUCAGAUGUAGAAGCGAUGGUACCAUUCCGUUAAGUCCGUUGAGAAGACGUUUUGCUGGUAACAAGCUAGAACCUAGUUGCAGACUUGUCCAAGUCUCUCGCAAUAGCCGCUGCUUAGCAACGUGUUUCACUUGAUUUCCUGUUUGAUAUUGUGCUCAUAUACGUGACAUAUUUUUAUUGUUAUGUUAUUCACUCUUUGAUGAAUUAAAAAAGGUUUUCACUUUAAGUUUUUCUAAAGUAUCCAGUUAAAGUUUAUCAUUACACCAUUUGCGUCCAUUCAGGCUGUGUUACUUUAUUCACUCUUUGUUAAAUUUAAACAUGUUGCCCGUUCUAAGUUUGUCUAAAGCAUGCUAGCAGAAAUAUUUGUAGAUCCCUAGAAACGCUCAGAGCAAACGCAGUAUUAACCAUCUUUAAGUAAAAGACAGGGAGAAAGCCCGAGAGAAGAGCCGCGGGUAAAUAAAAGAAAGACACUGCUCUGAAUGAAAAAAAAUGUUGCUUUGCAUUUGUGAUUAUAAGAUUUUUGUUAACUAGCUGAUUUAUGGAAUUAAUUUAUAGUUUUAAAAGUUUUGUAACUUAAGUGCUGUCAAACGAUUGUAUACAUUGAAAUAAGUUUGUCUUCCUUGUAACAUUUGUAAGAGCUUGGCUUUGCCUCACAAAUGUUGACACUGUGACUUUUUUAAUUGAAUGUCUGCUUUUUCUCCUUUUGACUCCUUCAAAAAGGGUGACCAACACAUGGAUAGAUGACUAAUUUAUUGUUGUUUUGCAUUUGUGAUUAUAAACGUUUUGAAAUAGUUUGGUUAUUGAAUUGACAUCUUUAAAGAUUUUGUGAUUGAAAUGCUGUCAAAAGGUUGUAUACGUUGAAAUAAAUUUGCUUUUAUUGUAA
Molecule: messenger RNA, 2566 nt
Organism: Pomacea canaliculata
Lineage: Eukaryota; Metazoa; Mollusca; Gastropoda; Architaenioglossa; Ampullariidae
Product: multiple epidermal growth factor-like domains protein 11
Exons: 13
Coding region: 16-1479 (487 amino acids)
Source: RefSeq, a predicted model, not a curated record